AUGAAAAUCAGUGACGAUGCCGCAAUGGCGGGUUCCAUAGAGAUUCCGCUUCGUGACACAGACGAGGUAAUAGAACUCUACCUCGAUCAGUUACCAGAGGGAGAUGAAGUUCUUGGAAUCUUACGCCAAGAACAUGCACAACUUAAUAUCUGGGUCAAUUUGGCCCUUGAAUAUUAUAAGCAACAUAAAAUUGAAGAUUUCAUUAAAAUACUUGAAUCUUCUCGGAUUGAUGCAAAUAUUGAUUAUCGCGACUAUGAGAAAGAUCAAAUGCGCGCGUUGGACAUGUUGGCCGCAUACUAUGUCCAAGAGGCCAACAGAGAGAAAAAUAAGGACAAAAAGAGAGAUCUUUUUACAAAAGCUACAUUGCUAUAUACAACAGCUGAUAAGAUCAUUAUGUAUGACCAGAAUCAUUUACUCGGCCGAGCUUACUUUUGCCUCUUGGAAGGGGAUAAAAUGGAUCAGGCCGAUGCCCAAUUCAAUUUUGUACUGAAUCAAUCUCCAAAUAAUAUCCCCUCUCUACUUGGUAAAGCAUGCAUAGCAUUCAACAAAAAGGAUUACCGUGGUGCACUUGCCUUCUAUAAAAAAGCUUUGAGAACAAAUCCCAAUUGCCCAGCAGCAGUGAGGCUAGGAAUGGGACAUUGUUUUAUGAAAUUAAAUAACCAAGAAAAAGCACGUUUGGCCUUCGAAAGAGCUUUACAGUUAGAUGGGCAAUGUGUUGGAGCACUGGUUGGAUUGUCAGUUUUAAAAUUAAAUCAACAACAGCCUGACAGUAUUAGAACUGGAGUACAAAUGUUAUCAAAAGCUUACACAAUUGAUUCAACAAAUCCUAUGGUAUUAAACCACUUGGCAAAUCACUUCUUCUUUAAAAAAGAUUAUAACAAAGUGCAACAUCUGGCACUCCAUGCGUUUCACAAUACAGAAAAUGAAGCUAUGCGCGCAGAAAGUUGCUAUCAGCUAGCUAGAGCUUUUCAUGUUCAGGGUGAUUAUGAUCAAGCAUUUCAAUAUUACUAUCAAGCAACACAAUUUGCACCUCCAGUUUUUGUAUUACCACAUUUUGGCUUAGGUCAGAUGUAUGUUUACAGGGGUGAUGCGGAAAAUGCUGCGCAGUGUUUCGAGAAAGUGUUGAAAGCCCAACCAGGAAAUUACGAAACGAUGAAAAUUCUCGGAUCGUUGUAUGCAAAUUCGAGUUCCCAGUCAAAACGUGACAUCGCCAAAAAUCAUCUCCGGAAAGUAACCGAACAGUUUCCUGAUGACGUUGAAGCAUGGAUUGAGCUAGCUCAAAUAUUAGAACAAAGUGACCUUAAUGCAGCCUUAAAUGCAUACGGUACUGCAACUAGAAUUUUAAAAGAGAAAGUUCAAGCAGACAUACCACCUGAAAUUUUAAACAAUGUUGGAGCCCUACAUUAUAGACUUGGAAAUUUAGAAGAAGCCAGAAAAAAUUUGGAAGAAUCACUAGCGCGCUCCAAAGCUGAUGCCUUACACGAUUCUGUAUACUAUAAUUCCAUCGCGGUCACAACAACAUACAAUUUAGCACGACUGAAUGAAGCUUUGUGCGUUUUCGACAAAGCAGAAAAAUUGUAUAAAGACAUUUUAAAGGAACAUCCGAACUACGUAGAUUGUUAUUUGCGACUUGGGUGUAUGGCACGAGAUAAGGGACAAAUCUACGAAGCCUCCGAUUGGUUCAAAGAUGCUUUGAGAAUCAAUAAUGAACAUCCGGAUGCUUGGUCCCUUUUGGGAAAUUUGCAUUUGGCUAAAAUGGAAUGGGGUCCUGGUCAAAAGAAGUUCGAGAGAAUCUUGAAGAAUCCAACGACGAGCACGGACGCUUAUUCGUUAAUUGCUUUGGGCAACAUCUGGUUGCAAACUUUGCAUCAGAGCGGAAAAGAUAAAGACCGGGAGAAACGUCAUCAAGACAGAGCGCUGGCUAUGUAUAAACAGGUUUUGCGAAACGAUCCCAAAAAUAUUUGGGCUGCGAACGGAAUUGGAGCUGUAUUAGCACAUAAAGGCUGCGUGAAUGAAGCCAGAGACAUUUUCGCUCAGGUGAGGGAGGCGACCGCUGAAUUUUGCGACGUUUGGUUGAACAUCGCGCACAUAUACGUGGAACAAAAACAAUUUGUCAGCGCUAUUCAAAUGUAUGAGAAUUGCCUCCGAAAAUUCUACAAGUACCAUCAUGUGGAAGUUCUUCAAUAUCUCGGCAGAGCUUACUUCAAAGCUGGCAAAUUGAAGGAAGCAAAAUUGACAUUGUUGAAGGCACGGAGGGUAGCGCCGCAAGAUACGGUUUUGUUGUACAAUAUUGCGCUUGUGCUUCAACGUUUGGCAACGCAAAUAUUGAAAGAUGAAAAGUCGACUCUGACUACUGUACUCCAAGCAGUACACGAGCUGGGACUCUCGCAUAAAUAUUUCCAGUAUUUGUCAACACACGGGGACAGAAUGGAACAACUUGCGGAAGCGGAGGCUAGGAGAUGCCAAGAUUUAUUGUCUCAAGCGCAGUAUCACGUUGCUCGAGCUAGAAGAUUGGACGAAGAGGAGAAAAUGUUACGAAGGAAACAAGAGGAAGAACGACAAGCAUUUAAAAUGCGCCAGACGGAGGAACAACGUAAACUGGAGGAAUUACGAAGACAGAAGGAAGAAGAGAUGCUACAGAAGCGGCAGGAAUACGUUGAAAAGACUAAAAACGUGCUGGUGUUCGGCGAAAUGCCCUCGGAAAAGCCCGGCAGGAAAGGUAAGAAAGUACGUACUGAUCAGUAUGUAAGCGACAGCGGCGGUUCCGGGAGAGAAGAGGGAAGAGAAGAAGCUCCGAGGGAGAAGAAACCGCGCAAGAGGAAAGUCAGCGGUGAACGCAAAGAAAAGAAAGGCAAGGGCAAAGGCAAGCGCAAGAAGGACAUGGGUAGCGGUGAAAGUGGUUCUGAAAGUGAUCGACCCAAACCGAAGCGCGGAAGAAAGGCUGGCAUUAAAAAAGACAAAGGAUCUAGGAAGAGUACUGCUGAGUUUUCGAAGGGCAAGAUGCCCUUAUCGAAGGAGACUAUAUCGACAAGUGAAUCGGACAGUGAUUCAGGAGGACUUAAAAUUGCCAGCGGGGGUGAAAGCGGCAACGAGAGUCGCCCACGUGGAAGCAGAAAAAUUGCAUCAGAUUCCGAAGGCUCGCAAGCCUCGCGAUCUCGUUCCAGAUCGAAAUCCAGAAGUCGUUCUAGAAGUAGUUCGCGAUCGCGAUCAAGAUCGGGAUCCCGAUCGCAGUCCAGGUCGCGAUCCGGAUCAAAGUCCAGAAGUCCGUCUCGGUCUAAGAGUCGGUCAAGAUCAAGAUCAGGCUCAGCAAAGAGUCGGUCUCGCUCAAGGUCAGGCUCCAGGUCAAGGUCUGGUUCAAGAAACAGUCGUCAAUCGAGGUCACGAUCUCGCAGCGGUUCACGAAAAAGUGGAUCGCAGGCACGAUCAAGGUCAGGAUCUAGACGUAGCGUAUCAAGGUCAAGAUCACCCAGUGGAUCAAGGAAAGCGAUGUCAAGGUCAAGAAGUAGAUCGCCGGAUGAACGCAGAUCCAGAAGCAAGAGUCGUUCAAAAUCAAAAUCCGUUUCGAGAUCCAGAUCACGAUCUCGGUCGGGUUCAAGGUCGAAGAGCGGCUCUAGAAGCCGCAGUCCUAGUGGAUCGGCACGAUCCGCAACUCCAGAAUCCAGAAAAUCGGUUUCUGGUAGUGAUGUUGGUUCACGCCACUCGAGUUCUGACAGAGGGGGAGGAGGAGGAGGCGGCGGUGGUGGCAGCGAAAGCGAUUAAAUCCAAUGGCUGGGUUAAGAGAAUCGGCGCAACACGUGGAACGUACACUUUCACUGUUAAUUACAUAUACACGUUUUUGUAAGAGUGAAUUUACAUAUGAAAUAUACGAAUUUUCGCGAUAUCCCCCAGUACCGGUUCAAACGCGUCCGGCGAGUGAGCAGUUACAACUAGUUGCGCGCGCACAUCGACCGUUAAUCGUUCGAGAUUCCGAGCACCCUUCGAUCUCGUUCGAUUUUUGAGGUGCACUCGUUCAAAACAAUAAGAAACGAACACGGGAUUGUUUCGACGUAACAAGAUUGUAAAUCCACAUCAGCUGUAACGUUUUCUUCGUUAAUUGAUCGCCACUCGUUUUAACUUUAUCCAGCUUCAUUUUUGGGACUAUAUUUAAAUCGUGACACAAUCAGUCGACGUGAAGUAAUAUUUAUACUUUUACGCGGAAUUGUCACGAUUUCAUAUGUAAAUUGGUUCCGUUUUGCGGACAGACGUUAUUCUUCCUCAUUAGUGGUCUGUUGAUACUUUGUACAAUAAACAGAUAGUUUUAAUCGAUAUUACACAUUGAAGUUGAUUAUUAAACGUGGAACAGACGAAUGUAGCGAAUUAUAUCUUUUCGAUUGCGUUAGUCGUCAUAAUGCAAACAAAAUAUAUUGAGGUUGUAUUGACAACGAACGAAGCAUCGUUUUCUAUUAAAAAAUCAUAAA
Molecule: messenger RNA, 4457 nt
Organism: Nomia melanderi (Alkali bee)
Lineage: Eukaryota; Metazoa; Arthropoda; Insecta; Hymenoptera; Halictidae
Gene: Ctr9
Product: RNA polymerase-associated protein Ctr9
Biological process (GO): transcription elongation by RNA polymerase II; regulation of DNA-templated transcription
Cellular component (GO): Cdc73/Paf1 complex
Molecular function (GO): RNA polymerase II complex binding
Source: RefSeq, a predicted model, not a curated record